AACGACCUAAAUGGGCCGUCCUACGGGUUUUACCAUACAAAUAACAAAUUACGAAUCUCCUCUGCCUCUAGGUUUUCCUCUUCAGCUCUCACCUUCUGGGCAGGUGGAAGUUCUGCACUCUGAUAUACUAUUUACUGCCAGAGACAAUAGUCUGGUGAACCUCUUCUUAGAAAAUAGGCCUAUUUUCUUAAGCAGUUUGAUUAUUGUGCCUGUAGCUUUUUUCUACAGUAUUUUUUUGUUCUCAUGGGGACUCCUGAGACCUCUCGUGAACCUUGCCCUGACCGAAUCCUUGAUGAUGUUGGUGGAGCUUUUGGUAUGGGUGCUGUAGGAGGUGCAGCCUUCCACUUCUUGAAAGGAAUAUAUAACUCUCCUAAAGGUGAGCGUCUGGUUGGUGCUACUCAAGCAGUGCGCAUGAACGCUCCUCGUGUUGGUGGUAGUUUUGCUGUGUGGGGUGGACUGUUUUCCACCUUUGACUGUACAAUGGUUUAUGUCCGGCAGAAAGAGGAUCCAUGGAACUCAAUUAUUGCCGGUGCAGCUACUGGUGGGUUUCUUUCAAUGCGCCAGGGUUUAGGUCCUGCUUCUAGAUCAGCUUUAUUUGGUGGUGUAUUACUUGCAUUGAUUGAAGGAGCUGGAAUAAUGUUGAAUAAAAUGAUGAGUGUACCACAGAAUCUACCUCCAAUGGAGGAACCUUUACCAAAUAUGGCUGGUGCACCUGGAUAUCCAAUGGGUCAACUCCCUGGUCAGCAAAUUGGUCAGUUGCCUGGACAGCCUCCAGUAAGUAUGGAGGGUAUUGGUGCUGGAUCCUCUGCAUCAUCUUCAUCAUCUUCAUCAUGGUUUGGAGGGUUUUUUGGUGGUGGAAAUAAGCAGGAGACUGAUUCAGACAGUGGGAGCAAGACAAAGGUUUUGGAAAGUUUCGAUGCUCCAAACGCUCCUACUUUCGAGUAUAAAUGACCUUAGGAAGUUGAUAUUCUUGUUAGAAUGCCACAUGGUUAGUGGAGAUAUGCUGUUCAUCUUGAUCUGCAGAAGUUGCUAAGAGGUCAACGGAAAUAAUGCCAUGACUUUGUUUAUUAGUACUAGGUGAUGAUGCAGAAGAUUAUAUUCAUUGUGUUGAAUCAUCUUAGACAUGGGAGCUCAUCAUACCCGGUUUUAUAAUCACGGAGUUUGGUGCUUUACAUAAAAGAGUAAAGACAGAUAUUUUCAUUUUGUAUCUGCACCAAAUGCACUUGGAUCUCUUGUUUAUUGUGCGUGUAAGCUUGUAGUGCCUUUUCAAUAUGGGUAAAAUUAGGCAAUUUAUAUCAUGCACUAAGUUACACAUAGCAUUAUGUACCAUGGAUUGAAA
Ipomoea nil (Japanese morning glory) is the source of this 1339-nucleotide messenger RNA. Its product is annotated as mitochondrial import inner membrane translocase subunit TIM17-2. Gene Ontology annotation, molecular function: transmembrane protein transporter activity. The transcript is spliced from 3 exons. Gene Ontology annotation, cellular component: TIM23 mitochondrial import inner membrane translocase complex; mitochondrial inner membrane. Gene Ontology annotation, biological process: protein import into mitochondrial matrix. Lineage: Eukaryota; Viridiplantae; Streptophyta; Magnoliopsida; Solanales; Convolvulaceae. The record is from RefSeq and is a predicted model, not a curated record. Bases 244 to 951 code for a protein of 235 amino acids.